AUGAAACUCUCGGCUGCCUUGGCGCAACUGCCGUACUCGCUGCUCGUCGCGUCAUUGACCCUCACCGCCAUCGCAGCGCCAGUCGAAUCCGUGGGGCUCGACGUUCUCGAGCCAGACAACUUCGAAUCAACAAUAGCACAGGGUGUAUGGUUCAUUGAACACUUCUCCCCAUAUUGCCCUCACUGCCGCGACUUCAUGCCCACCUGGGAGCAGCUCGUCGCCGACACCCAGAAGAGCGCCGACCCAGGCAUUCACCUUGCGCAAGUCAACUGCGCCAUCAACGGUGAUCUCUGCACCAAGAACGGCGUCACGGGCUAUCCCCAGAUGAAUCUUUACCGUAAUGGCGUCUUCCAAGAGAUGUUCAGCGGUGCACGAGACUACGACCGGCUCACUGCGUUCAUCUCCACGCACGCCGAGCCGACGACUGUGGCCGAGCCAGAGCCAGAGCCAGAGCCAGAACCUACCUCCGCGCCCGCCGCGCUGGUCGUGGAGGACAGGUAUAUUGCAGAGCACAGAGAGUCAUACCGCGCUGCCCCCGCACGGGACCUCAACCCGUCGGGUACGGUGCUGGAGCUGAAUGAGAACACGUUCCGGGACGUGGUAGACGAUGGAAUGAUUUUCGUCAAAUUCUUCGCGCCGUGGUGUGGUCACUGUAAAAAGCUCGCCCCCGUGUGGAGGGAGCUUGCAGUGGAGAUGCAGCACAAGCUGGCGAUUGCUGAGGUUAACUGCGAUGACCAUAACGCACUCUGCCACGCGGAGGGUGUCACCGGUUUUCCGAUGCUUGUGUACUACGGAGGCAAAGACGGAGGCAAGACUGAAUACACCAGCGGGCGCAAACUCGAACAGCUCAAGGCAUUCGCGGAGAAGAUCUCUGGGCCACCGAUGCGCGAAAUGAACUUUGAGGAUCUGCACGCCCGCGUAGAGGAGCACCCCGUGCUCUACCUCCUUUUGCACCCUCCAACUUCUAACUGGCCGAUCAACCACCUCCUUGACGCGUCACACAUCCUGUUCGGUUCCCCUCCCAUCUACACCUCUACCUCCAGUCGGCUGUACUCCCAUUUCGGCAUCACUCCCGAUGCCUCGAUCAUCCUCGCCCUGAAAGAUGGCGACGACGCCGCUCCCGCAGCCGUGUACCAGUUCACGACGCAGGCCAACGCAGACCACGAGAAAGAGUCACUCACAUCCUGGCUGCUACGCAACCGCCUCCCGCUGAGCCUCGCGCUCUCCUCGGACAACUUCCAGGACGUGAUGAAUGCGCCGCACAAGCCGCUCGUCGUGCUCGCCGCGGCGGCGCCGUCCGCGCUGCAGGCGGACAUCGCGCCGGAGAUGCGCGAGCUCGCGCGCCAGUGGCGGGACGCGCGCGGUAGCGCUGCGGUCGUGUUUGCGUGGAUGGACGCGGAGCGCUGGGCGUCGUGGCUCAAGGGCAUGUACGGCAUCAAGCCCGACGCGCUGCCCCGCGUCGUCAUCGCUGACCAUUCGGGUCUUGUUUACUGGGACACGGACCACUUCGGGGAGAAGAUCCAGCUGUCGUCGUCGAGUCUCUUCUCUGCGAUCAACGGCGCGCUCUCUAGGACGAUUAAGCCUAAGCACUCCGAAAACUUUGUGGAACGCAUGGCCCGCUACCUCAACGGCCGCCUCAUGGCCACGGAGAAGUACGUGUCCGCGCACCCUUGGAGCACCGUCUGCUUCGUGCUGCUCUUCGUCGCCGUCUUCGCUUGGGCCCUGUUGCGCCUCUUUGCGGACAGCCCUGAGUUCCGCGAGGUCGCGCGGGGCAAGGGUGACAGGCUAGACUGA
Molecule: messenger RNA, 1794 nt
Organism: Sparassis crispa
Lineage: Eukaryota; Fungi; Basidiomycota; Agaricomycetes; Polyporales; Sparassidaceae
Exons: 9
Coding region: 1-1794 (597 amino acids)
Cellular component (GO): endoplasmic reticulum
Molecular function (GO): protein disulfide isomerase activity
Source: RefSeq, a predicted model, not a curated record